UUUGAUAAUAAGCUGAAGCUCCCCUCCCAACAACAAACUUGUGACCAAAGGAGCUUUGUCAUCGUGGUUCCUGCAUACAAAGAGAUUAAUGCAUCAAUGUGAAUGCUAUCUGUCUACUGAAGAUAUACGGGCAUAUUAUGAGAGCAUUUAAAACCGUAAGGACAAUAUAGCAAUGGUUUAAUGGCUUUCUCUAAGCGCAGUUAAGAAUAUUCUGUUCAAGUUUCUUUUCACGAAGACAAUGGAUGUGAUUAAAGACAUAUAAUUCACAGACGUUGGACAAUGAAGACGACCAUUAUGGUCUGGGGAAACUUCAUCGGGUUCGUGAAGGUUCUUUACCUGUAUUUUUCUGAAAAGAGAUCGUAGCACCAAGACUUGAUGACGUACAUGUCUGGCUAGUAUGCAUGCAGUAACCCUUUCACUUAAUGGUAACUGUAAUACCCAGCUUAUGGUGUAUGUAGUUAGUACGGUUGUGUGUUAAGGGUUAACGUUUCAUUUUUGGCGCAACAUAGUUACAACACCACCUGAAUGUAUACACUUCUAUGAAGGAAACCUCCGUCUUUUAAGUGAAUUGACUGGGAGUCGGACAUUUGACUCGCUGGGAUUUGUUUUGGAAACGACAGGUGAAGAAGACGAAAUGGAUCUCAUGCUCCAGUGAAUCGUUGCAUAAUUUGUGCCAGGUUCGCUAUGGUUGUAACAGUGAAUACUCGACACAGGGCUGUGUAAUAGUGAAUAUUCGGGUGAUGUUCAGUGGUCAGACUGUGGCCAGGGCAUGAUAUUAGUACUUGUGACGACAGGGGUGUGUGUGGCAAUUCAGGUCAACCCAUAUACGUUAGAAGAAAAGUGGUGAAUAUUGUGGUUUCAACUAUUCGGAUUUAAAUGUCCACCGGAAUUUAAAGAUUUCAUCAACACAUAUCAAGGAUCCACGGGACAUUUUAAAGAACGCCCGUAAGCCCCGUGCACUGUUCUAGUGUCAACUGAUUAUUGAAGAACUAUUGGCGGGAUGCAUUGAGCCGCGGGCUUCUGUUCCUGCUGGUGAUAUAGAUUUCCCAGACUAAUAUCUACAGUGUCUAUAGGAUAAGGGAAAUCAAUAAACGCCUUUACGUCAGGAAGCCCCCAAAACAUGGAGCCCAAGCCAGCAAUGGCUGAAGGGUCGAGAGGGGCGAGGCAGAAGGACCGGAAAUCUGUGAAGGGCGACGCCAUCAUGUGCGAUCUCACUGAACAGGAUCACAAUAUUUUCCUAGCGAUAUCCUUCGGGAAGAUCCAUCGAGUUGCCUCCUUCUUACCGGAAGUUGAAAACAUCAACAUGAGAAAUCACGAACUGCAGACACUGUUGAUACACGCGACAAAUUCUACAACCGGACAUCUCUGCAGUCAACUCGUGCGCAUGCUCAUACACGCCGAAAGUAAGAUCAACGUACAGGAUGUUUACGGACGCUCUGCUCUCAUGUACGCAUGCGCAGACCGUCACAAUGAUGACGCAGUGCGUCACCUGAUAAGGCACCCAUCAUGUGAUCCGAACCUAGUAGAUUGCGAAGGCAACACAGCGUUGAUGUUUGCUGUGGCGGCUGAUUCUGUAACUGCGGUUCACAUACUUCUAAAGCACAGAAAAGUACGCCAUAAAUUGAAUGUUAACAUCUCCAACAUCAAAGGACUGACCGCACUGGACAUGGCAAUAUCGCUGAAGUCGAAAGAGUCUUGUAAGCUUCUGAUCGAUCACGCAGGACAUAAAAUAGCCACUAUCAGCGACGAGGAAGGGUUGUCUGCCCUUAUUGGGUCGGGGACGAUAACGUCGGAGUCAUCAGUAUGACAUAGUGUAACAUAAACUAAAAUACUGUAUGGUUGAUGUGUGGUGGAACAGCCUUAAAGGAAGCCAUCAAGCAAUACCCACAGGUUUGAAGACCUAAAGUAACACGUGACCUGAUUACGUCGCAAUAGAAUUCCCUUUCUGAACAGGACACCCGUUAUAAUGUUUACCAGAUAUGGCUAACCUGUAGAAAAGACCCAUGCCCUAUAAAUUAGCACGACAAUGCAAGCGUCGUUUGAGGAUAAGCAGCUCUUGGAAUGAGCGAUUACCGUUUUUAGUAUACCCACAGUCUUGUCCGACACCCAAGCUUUCAGCUUUAUAUCGAUUUAUCCGUAUUUCGACACAAGAGGAUAUCAGACAAUGAUUCCACAAAGAGACAUAGUCUUAUACGAUAUAUCAAGGUGGCGAGUUAACAAUCGCCGCAAAUAGAUUCAAUGUUACUGAUGCGGCGUUAAGCAAUAUUCAGUCACUCACUCAUGUAAACGAGGUACCCUGUCUCACUGUAGAUGGACUUGCAUCUCCGUCUCAUGUUUUAUGUUAAGGGUGGUUUUGGGUGCUGGUGUUUCCUAAAAAACUUUUCGGGUUUUGUCUGUUGUGCGUUUAACACUUGUCAGAAGGGCGAUCGACAUCUGCCAAUGACGUCAAAAACAUACACAUCGGACGUGUCCGAAACAAACAGUUUUUUGUCUGACGUCUCCGAAACAAAUACACCCUAGACUGACGUCGGAACAAUACACAUCUCGGACUCACGUGUCAGAAACAUACACACAUCAGAAUGACGUCAGAAACACACACAUCUCGGACUGACGUGUCAGAAACAAAAACACAUCAGAAUGACGUCAGAAACAUACACAUCUCGGACUGACGUGUCAGAAACAAAUACACAUCAGAAUGACGUCAGAAACAUACACAUCGCGGACUGACGUGUCAGAAACAAAUACACAUCAGAAUGACGUCAGAAACAUACACAUCGCGGACUGACGUGUCAGAAACAAAUACACAUCAGAAUGACGUCAGAAACACACACAUCUCGGACUCACGUGUCAGAAACAUACACACAUCAGAAUGACGUCAGAAACACACACAUCUCGGACUGACGUGUCAGAAACAUACACACAUCAGAAUGACGUCAGAAACACACACAUCUCGGACUGACGUGUCAGAAACAAAUACACAUCAUAAUGACGUCAGACACACACAUCUCGGACUCACGUGUCAGAAACAUACACACAUCAGAAUGACGUCGGAAACACACACAUCUCGGACUCACGUGUCAGAAACAUACACACAUCAGAAUGACGUCAGAAACACACACAUCUCGGACUCACGUGUCAGAAACAUACACACAUCAGAAUGACGUCAGAAACACACACAU
Messenger RNA from Haliotis rufescens (red abalone), 3179 nucleotides. RefSeq names its product ankyrin repeat domain-containing protein 34B-like. Gene Ontology annotation, biological process: RNA processing. Bases 1121 to 1807 code for a protein of 228 amino acids. Gene Ontology annotation, molecular function: protein binding; RNA binding; RNA nuclease activity. The transcript has 2 exons. Lineage: Eukaryota; Metazoa; Mollusca; Gastropoda; Lepetellida; Haliotidae. The record is from RefSeq and is a predicted model, not a curated record.